This is a messenger RNA of Clarias gariepinus (North African catfish), 2659 nucleotides long. RefSeq names its product tryptophan hydroxylase 2 (tryptophan 5-monooxygenase) (gene tph2). The record is from RefSeq and is a predicted model, not a curated record. Gene Ontology annotation, cellular component: neuron projection. NCBI's taxonomy places the organism in Eukaryota, Metazoa, Chordata, Actinopteri, Siluriformes, Clariidae. Gene Ontology annotation, molecular function: tryptophan 5-monooxygenase activity; iron ion binding. The transcript has 11 exons. Gene Ontology annotation, biological process: serotonin biosynthetic process; aromatic amino acid metabolic process. Bases 75 to 1640 code for a protein of 521 amino acids.
UACAAAAGAAGAAGGGAUCAGAAGCAGUUGCUGUGCCUUCUGAACAGCAAGGCAAAACCAAGCCUCAAGAAACAAUGUCUAUUCCUUCUGAUCCCCAGAGUCAGAAAAAGGGUCCGGAGAUCCCAAAGUCUCCGGUUGGGUUGCUGAGAAGGAGGGGUAGGGAAGCAAUUCCAAAGAUGCAACCAGCAAUGAUGAUGUUCUCCAGCAAAUACUGGGCACGUCGGGGAUUAUCUCUGGAUUCAGCUACGCUUGAUCAGCAGCACCUAGGGAACAACAUGCUUCGUAGGACAUCCUUUAGUCGCAUAGAUGAGAAACCGGACAAAGAGGAUACAGGCUUGGCUUAUGACAGCAAUAAAACAGCGGUCAUUUUCUCUCUGAAAAACGAGGUUGGAUGUCUGGUGAAGGCUCUUCGGCUCUUUCAGGAGAAGCAUAUCAACUUGGCUCACAUUGAAUCACGCAAAUCAAAGCGAGUCAAAACAGAGGUGGAAAUAUAUGCAGAGUGUAGCUGCACUAAAAAGGAAUUUAACGAGCUGGUGCAGCACCUUAAAGACCAUGUCAACAUUAUCUCCUAUAACACACCUCAAAAUGUGUGGUCUGUAGAGACGGAUGUAGAAGGAGUCCCUUGGUUUCCCCAGAAGAUCUCUGAAUUGGACCAGUGCUCACACAGAGUGCUCAUGUAUGGCUCAGAGCUGGACGCUGAUCAUCCAGGAUUUAAAGACAACAUCUACAGGCAGAGGAGGAAGUACUUUGUAGAAGUUGCAAUGAACUACAAAUUCGGCCAGCCCAUCCCACGCAUUGAACACACAGAAGAGGAAGUUAGGACUUGGGGAGUGGUGUUUCGGGAACUCACGAAACUUUAUCCUACCCAUGCCUGCCGCGAGCAUGUAAAAAACCUGCCACUGCUUAUAAAACACUGUGGAUAUCGUGAGGACAAUAUCCCCCAGCUGGAGGAUGUCUCUCUCUUCCUAAGAGAGAGGUCAGGGUUCACAGUACGACCUGUGGCAGGUUAUCUGUCACCUAGAGACUUCCUGGCUGGUCUUGCAUAUCGAGUGUUUAACUGCACUCAGUAUGUGCGUCACAGCACUGACCCACUCUACACACCAGAGCCGGACACGUGCCAUGAGCUCCUGGGCCAUGUCCCACUCUUAGCAGAUCCCAAGUUUGCUCAGUUCUCACAGGAGAUUGGCCUAGCCUCUCUUGGGGCUUCAGAUGAAGAUGUGCAGAAGCUGGCUACAUGCUAUUUCUUCACAAUUGAGUUUGGCUUGUGUAAACAAGAUGGCCAGUUGAGAGCCUAUGGAGCAGGACUGCUUUCUUCAAUCGGAGAGCUAAGGCAUGCAUUAUCAGACAAAGCUGUAGUGAAGCAGUUUGAACCCAAGACCACAUGCCACCAAGAGUGCCUCGUCACAACUUUCCAAGAUGUUUACUUUGUCUCAGAGAGUUUCGAAGAAGCCAAAGAAAAGAUGAGGGAAUUUGCCAAAACGAUCAAGAGGCCCUUUUCUGUUUACUACAACCCAUACACCCAGAGUAUUGACCUAUUGAAGGACACCAGGAGCAUUGAAAAUGUGGUGCAGGACCUUCGCAGUGACCUCACCACAGUCUGUGAUGCACUGGGGAAAAUGAACAAGUAUCUUGGCAUCUAGAAGCAUGCCAUUCUUUUUCUGCUUUGAACUAAAAACCAAAUUGCAAUUACAUUAACUAUGAAUAGGUGGAUAAUGGUGUUCUUGAAUGUCUAUUCCUUACCCAGAGUCAAGCAGAGCUUGGUCUUUCUGUCUGAUGUCUUUAUAUAUUCGCCAGCUUUCAAAGUCUGUUUAUUCAUAUGUGCAUGGCUCCCAUUGCUACAGAGGCUGCAGGAUGUAUCCGCUUGUGGUUGCUGAUUGUAAUUUGCUAAUCAUAGUAUUCUAUAAUCCAAUUGCCUAAGUUCCUGACUAGGUCCAACUUCAUUAUAAAGGGGCAAACAGGAAGUUUGGGAUGGAUGAUUCCAGAUGCUAAGGCAGAAAUAUACUUCACUUUGUUCUAGUCAAUUAGCAGCACAGUCUGCUUCCCAGACCCUCUAACAGUCUUAAGUCUUAGCAUUGUGAAUGGAAUCAACGCUGGUUCAUUUAGACUGAAUUACAUGGAACUGUUUUUUUUUUUUUGUGUGUGUGUGUGUUGGAAUAGAGACAAUUAUUGGGCAAUGAAAAUAAAUCCAAACAAUAUUACCAUAAUUACCAAUGUAUUAUAAUCUAGUACUAAAUGUGUUACCUCUCUGUGCCUCCAUGUAAGCCUUAAAUAAGAGAUAAGACAAAGUAAUUAUAAAUCUAUGUGUAUGUUAUUUGCAUCUAAAUUGCAGCACUCAGGCUAAGAUAAAUGUUAAUAGUUUUGUGUCUAAAAUAGUUAAAAAAUAUAUAUAUAUACUUAAUCUGUAGUGAAUAUUGAUGGAUAUAAUUACCAAAUGUAGGAGUGAAUACUUCAGUUCCUAUGUAUGGAUAGUGCUUAGUUGUACUGGUUAUUUUUGCAGCUGAUAUAAUGAAUGUAUUAGAUGCUGGUUUAAUAAAAGUAUAUAUUUUACGUUUCUUAGUUGUUAGCUGAGUAGUUUUUUUCUGUCACUGAAUAUAUUUCUUGCAAUCUUGUCACAUCAAUCUUGUCAAACUAUUGUCGAAAAAGCUAUUGUGCUUUAAAG